Messenger RNA from Cucumis sativus (cucumber), 1844 nucleotides. RefSeq lists its product as uncharacterized. Bases 152 to 721 code for a protein of 189 amino acids. The record is from RefSeq and is a predicted model, not a curated record. NCBI's taxonomy places the organism in Eukaryota, Viridiplantae, Streptophyta, Magnoliopsida, Cucurbitales, Cucurbitaceae. The transcript has 4 exons. Gene Ontology annotation, molecular function: protein binding.
AAAGCGUGUGCGGUUGAUUGGGUUGAGGAAGAAGUAGAAGCAAAACUACCAAAGCCAAGUGGGUGUGCGCCAAAGCCCACCAAGCCUCUCCUCUCUUAUCUUCAAUUUGAAUACUCAAAACAAUUGUAUUGGUGAUACGACGACUACACGCAUGGGCAGACCUCCCCUCCACCGCAACGCAAUCACCUUCAGACCUACUCCCACCAUCAAGUUCCUCUGCAGCUACGGCGGCAAGAUCCUCCCUCGUUAUCCCGACGGCAAACUCCGUUAUCACGGUGGCGAAACUCGCCUUCUUUCUGUCAACCGCUCCAUUUCCUUCUCUGAACUGCUGUUGAAGUUCGGGGAGCUCUGCGGAACCUCAACUUCUGUGAGCUUCCGUUGCCAGUUGCCUAGAGAAGACCUCGAUGCUCUAGUUUCCGUUACUUCCGAUGAAGAUCUCGCGAAUCUCAUCGAGGAAUACGAUCGAGCGGCUUCUCCUUCCUCAUCGAUGAAGAUCAGAGCAUUCCUUUCCCCUCCCAAAUAUGCCAAAAGAAUAUCGCCUCCUUCUUCAAUGACUUCCUUCUCCUCCUCGGUGGCUCACCGUUGUUUUCGUCGGAUGUCACCACCAAGUCCUUCCUACUUGGAGAGAUCUUCAUCUGCGGUUCCUUUCAGUGUAUAUAAUAUUCAGGGAAGUUGUGCCUCUAGUCACAUGUUCCUUCACAGUGGUAACAGCUGGGAAUAACACCAACUCUUACAACAGAAGAGCUACCGGAUUUGUCAAACCCAAUACCAAAUCACUUGAACUAUACAUAUUAUUCACAAAAAAAAGAGAAUUAAAAUUGGAAGUACUCGAAGAGAGGCCAAUACAAUGUAAUUGCCCUGUAUAUUGCUGCUUUGCUAAUUUGAUUGCGUUUCCAUUCAAUGAAUUUUAGUUCAAUUUGGGUAUGGAUUCCAACUGAAUACUGUGGAUUAAAGAUUUUCAAGGUUGGACUCGGAGAUUAAAGCUGCGGUAGACAAAUGAUUUUCUAAGUCAUUGCUGCGGCCGGAGAAGAAGCUGAAACACACAAGAGAGGGUCCAUAUCCCAUGGUGGGAGUGAUAUCUUAAUCAACUGGAGUACAUAGAUUUACUCAAGAUUUGAAAUAAAAUCAUCCAACCAGACAAAAUGGAGAAUGAACGCGGGUGGUGCAUGGGAUCAAAGUAGAAUUUAAUUGCAAUCUUUUAAAACGCUGAUGAACAAGAAUAAAUUAAUAAAUAAAUGAAGAGUAGUAGAUAUUUGAAUGGGAUGAAGGGUAUGGGCUGCCUGGCUUCCACACAAAUGGAGAUCUCUGUUGGAAAGAGACUUGCAUGGCCUCUCUGUAUAUACAUACACCACGCCAGAAAAGAAAUACAAAACUAAUCCAAACAGUAAAGGGGAAUCAAUCUAUUUGGAUUAAAACCCAAGAAUUUUCAGUCCUUCCUUCACAUCACAAAAAUGGAACACACUUGUAAUUUUUGUAAGGAUUUCUUCUCUCUUCUCUCUUCUCUCUUCAAACCACACAAAAAGUUGUAGUAUACUAAUAUUAAUAUAUAUUACGACAUGAAGCAACAAAAACAGGUAAUUUAAGGUACUUGCAGUAUAAUAUGGAGAUUAAACUGAACUUGGGGAACUACAAAUCCAACAAUAUUCUCUAAUUAAAAUGAGGAUCAUCUGGAGAGAAGACGGAGUGAGACAAGGAAGGGGAUGUUAAGUUGUGGGCAUGUGUAAGAGUUAAGACCAUCGUUAUAUAAUGAUAGCCCAGCCCAAGUAGGACGAUGGGUUUUGUAUGUAUGUUAGGGAUGUGGAGCCAAAUCUAACCCUACAAAGUACAAAUAUUAUAUUGAAGAU